Molecule: messenger RNA, 2257 nt
Organism: Malaclemys terrapin pileata
Lineage: Eukaryota; Metazoa; Chordata; Testudines; Emydidae
Gene: CHST8
Product: carbohydrate sulfotransferase 8
Exons: 4
Coding region: 436-1785 (449 amino acids)
Biological process (GO): proteoglycan biosynthetic process; carbohydrate biosynthetic process
Cellular component (GO): membrane
Molecular function (GO): sulfotransferase activity
Source: RefSeq, a predicted model, not a curated record
UGUUGCCAUGGCGGAGGAGGAGGCGGAGGAGAGGCGAGGGGAAGGGGAACCGGCUCUCAGCUCAGCCCGCGCUGCCCAGCCUUGCCGGGAGGCAGGAGCAUCACUUCCCUGGGAGCCUCCCCGGCCAGUGCAAGGAGCCCGGCGCGGCGGCAGGAGGCGGCGGCGGGGAGCGGGGGGAGGCAGCCGCCUGCGAGCUCCGGGCUGAUUGUCCCACUUUUCUCCUCCCAGCCUAGCUCCCUGCGUCCUGCCGGCCGGCGGGGAGGCGCCGAAGUGCCCGGAGGGAGCCCAGCGUGCCGGCGCGGAGCCCCCCGGCGGGAGGAUGCGCUGAGCCGCCCCAGAGGAGGGGGCGCUGCUCCCGCUCGGCCAGAUGGUAUUAUAAUGGAAUGGCAGCUGAGAAGAUGAGACUAUGAGUGAAGAGUGUGUCUUGGAGAUUGCAUGCAGUUCAUUUUCCUGGGUCAAAAGUGGAUUGGUUUGAGAACAAUAAUUAUGAGGCUGACGUGUAUGUUCUCCUUCAUCUUGCUGUUUGGAGCAGCGGGACUUGUCGUCUUCAUUCAUCUGCAGGAUCCAGAAGACAUAGUUCAUCAGCAGACACCAGGGAUAAAAUAUAACAUGGGACCCCAACAACCCAAAAAACAGGACUGCACUUCUAGCAACAAUCAUGACGUAAGAAUAAGAAAAUAUUCUGCAGAGGAAUUAGCAAUGGGAAACCAGAGAAGUUCAUUAUACUCACCUGUGAAUGCACCUACUAAGCUUCAAAGUACAGACAGAAAACAAAAUAUAAUGUUUGUGAUGAAAGACCAUCAGAAAAAAGAUGCAGAAGUUAAUCCUAUCGGGCUCCACAAACGGCGAAGGAGAUUUAUCAUUAAGAAGAGCCCUAUACUGAUUGCUAUGAACAGUUCUUCUCUCAACCUGCCUAUGCUUAAAUCUGAGGACAGAAACAACAACAAUUGGAAAAGUCUUUAUCAGAUCCAAAGAGAAAGAAAGAGAAUAAUGAGAGAUACUUGUUCCAAAUACAAGAGUAAUAACAGACGGAUAAUCACUCCUUAUCAUGUUUCCAGAAUAUUUGUAGAAGAUAAAUACAGAAUUCUAUACUGUGAAGUUCCAAAAGCUGGCUGUUCUAACUGGAAACGAGUGCUCAUGGUUCUCAAUGGGUUGGCUUCCUCCACAAAAGAUAUACAGCACAACACAGUGCAUUAUGGAAAUUAUUUAAAAAGGUUGGAUGGGUUUGAUCGCAAAGGGAUUUAUCACAGGCUCAACACUUACACCAAGAUGCUUUUCAUUCGCGAACCCUUUGAAAAGUUGGUAUCCGCAUUUCGGGACAAGUUUGAGCAUCCGAACAAUUACUACCACCCUGUUUUUGGAAAAGCUAUUAUUUCGAGAUACCGUGUCAAUGCCUCCAAAGAAGCAUUAAGGACAGGUUCCGGAGUCAAAUUUAAAGAGUUCAUUCAAUAUCUUCUAGAUGUACAUAGACCAGUGGGCAUGGACAUUCACUGGGAUCAUGUCAACAGGCUUUGCAGCCCAUGUUUAAUAGACUAUGACUUUGUAGGGAAAUUUGAAAGCAUGGAAGAAGAUGCAAAUUUUUUCCUGCAUUUAAUUGGUGCUCCACAAAAUUUAACUUUCCCUAGGUUUAAAGACAGACAUUCCAAUGAAGAACGAACCACCACUAAAAUUACACAGAGCUAUUUUGCACAGCUUUCCCCUGCUCAAAGACAACACAGUUAUGAUUUUUAUUAUAUGGAUUAUUUGAUGUUUAACUAUUCAAAACCUUUUGAAGAUUUGUAUUAGAAAGUAAGAGACACUUCUAUUUCAUAUCAGCUGAAUUACAUAAUAGAUACUGGUCUUGGUACACUGAUGCUCUAGAAGCACAUCACUAUUAUAUUUUCUAAGAAUAAUCAGUGGAUUCAUGCGACAUAGUAAAACUGAUAGCUUUUCAUGUACAAAAUCUCAUUUUAGAAAAUUUACCAUAAAUAACAAAAAUUGACUUUUACAUUUGGCCUGAAAUAUCAAAGAAAAACGGGAAAUACAAAGUCCUUAUGCCUCCAUGUGGUGUCUCCUAGAUGUUACCGUCUGUUUAGCAAAGGGUCAGUUAAAGAGCAUUUCCACAGCAGCAAACAAUAAGUAGCAGAGCAUAAAUGAUUUACAAUUAGUGACGUUUACAUCUGCCCCUUAACUUCCUCCUUUAAAUCAUAAUUUUUCUACGGUUUCUCCAUGUGAUAACAAUAUACAUCAAGGCUCCUAAAUAAAGCACAUGAUUUUC